CUGUACGAUGGCCUACCGAUAGUAUUUCUAAUCACUGCGCUGCAUAAACAAUUGAAAUCCGCUUUAACGUGCCUUCGCCAAAAGUACAAACGGGCUCUUUUUUCAGCUCUAGUUAUGCCCAUGCCUUCAUCGUUCACGUCGGAGUAUCUGGACGCCCACACUCUGCGCCUGGAGAUCCCACCUCACCCGGCCGGAUUCGCCUACGUGUUCGAAUACGCCACCGUGAGCACCAAGGCAGACGAAUGGUAUUUCGCGGGCGCCUCAACUAACCCGGCAGUGACCUUUACGAUCCUUGAUCCGUGCAGGGAUUACAAAUUCCGAGUGAUCGCUGUGAUACGGAGUUCACAUCCCACUGAUCACUUUGUUAUCUACAGUCAGAAGGCGAUUCCAGUUCAACUUCCGCAGUUUGCUCUAGCAAGCGAUCAGAUCAUCGCCGAACCACCCACAUUCAACGCCUCUACCGACACGCUCAAGGUGUACGUCAGAUGGACGCUGCCGAGAGGUUUCUCAGAUGCCGAUAUUUACGGCUAUGAAUCGCCAGCUCUCUAUCCACUUCAGUGCCGAACUCCUGAAGACGAGCUACCUCAGCCGAGAAUUGAAAUCGUGCGCUCGGGUGGCAGACUGGUCGUCUCGCUGCCGUCGACAGUGCUGGAGGCUCGGUGUCGGCUGUGGGUGGAGGUGCACAUGUUGCCCAGGUGUGUUCGUCUGGAGCCUUUCAACAUUCAGAAAAACAUCGAAAUUGACUGUGACCGAAGUGCAGAGUUGGAAAUCUGUACAAAAAGUGUGUUAUUUUCCUUCCAUCACCACUGGGUUGUCUACUUCUUCCGGUUAUCAGUGCCUUCUACCUGUUAG
Angiostrongylus costaricensis is the source of this 852-nucleotide messenger RNA. The record is from the annotation of a GenBank genome assembly. NCBI's taxonomy places the organism in Eukaryota, Metazoa, Nematoda, Chromadorea, Rhabditida, Metastrongylidae.